This is a messenger RNA of Thunnus maccoyii (southern bluefin tuna), 1636 nucleotides long. RefSeq names its product retinol dehydrogenase 10-B-like. NCBI's taxonomy places the organism in Eukaryota, Metazoa, Chordata, Actinopteri, Scombriformes, Scombridae. Gene Ontology annotation, cellular component: lipid droplet. The coding region runs from base 205 to 1152 and encodes 315 amino acids. Gene Ontology annotation, molecular function: oxidoreductase activity, acting on the CH-OH group of donors, NAD or NADP as acceptor. The transcript has 5 exons. The record is from RefSeq and is a predicted model, not a curated record.
AAAAAGCCCUUCUAUUGGUGGCCACCAUCAGUCCCCGUCCUAAUCCCAAACACACAUACACACACACACACACAAGUUAUAUAAAAUGGCCAUCCAAUCCCACGUCACACAGAGAAACAAACUCCAAAGCUUGGCGGUCUGCAUGUGUGGCUCUCUAACUUCUCCUGGGUGCAGCAGAUAAGGACAGUACUGGACUCGAGCAUCAUGAUAGUUAUAGUGGACCUGCUGCUGAUGCUGAUCGACCUGACCUACUCCAUCCUGACAGCCGUCAUUCAAACUUUCCUUCGGCCGAGGUUGAAGAGCAUCGAUGGGGAGCUCUGUUUGAUCACAGGGGCCGGGGGCGCGCUGGGUCGGCUGUUCGCGCUGGAGUUUGCCAAAGAAGGAGCGCGCCUGGUGCUGUGGGACUGCAAUGAGGCUGCCAACGAGCAGACCGCUAAGCUGGCGCGGGAACGUGGUGUCCAGGUGCAUACGUACACCGUGGACCUUUCCCGCCGCCAGAGCAUCUAUGAGACGGCGGACAAGGUGAGAGCGGAUGUCGGGGAUGUCUCCAUACUGGUCAACAACGCAGGCGUGGUGGCCGGACGGAGGCUUCUGGACUGUCCUGACGAGCUUUUGGAGAGGACUCUGCUCGUCAACUGCCACGCGCUUUUUUGGAUGACAAAGGCCUUCCUGCCACAGAUGAAAGCAAAGAACCAUGGUCACAUUGUAACCAUUGCCAGUGCUCUUGGACUAUUCAGCACUGCAUGUGUGGAGGAUUACUGCGCCAGUAAGUUUGGGGCUGUUGGUUUCCACGAGUCACUGACCCACGAGCUGCUUGCAGAAAACCUGGAUGGCAUCAAAACUACUUUAGUUUGCCCUUAUAUUGUCGACACAGGGAUGUUUGCAGGCUGUGAAAUAAGGAAGGAGCUUCGGAGUAUAAUUCCACCUCUGAAGCCCCUAUACACUGUACAGCAAUCCAUGAAAGCCAUUUUAGCAGAGCAGCAGAUGAUCUGCAUUCCUCGCCUCAUGUACAUCCCCUUUCUGACACGAGCAUUGCUACCUUGGGAGGCAAAUGUUGCAACAUAUCGCUUCAUGGGAGGAGACAAAUGCAUGCUACCCUUCAUCAAGAAUGUUGAACAGAAGACAUCCAAUGGCCAUGUCAAAUCCUACUAAAACCCCUCUGUCAGUCUGUUUAACAACAUUGUUAAAUAAUGGACCAAUGCAAAAACCAAAGGCUCAUAUAUCAUACAUUAUUUUGUUAUCUGAAGGGAGUGCCCAAUACCAGUGCCACAACAAUGUUGGGUCAUUUCCAGUUAUACAUAAGUAUAAUUGGAUCUGAAGGGCCAGGGAUUGCUCAAUGAAAAGGAAACUUCUUUAAUGUAAGAAUAAUGUUAUUAAUCUCUAAACAGGAGGAGGCACAAAGUAAGAUUAAUUAGUCAAAACACUGUUGAUAGAAAAACUGAUGAGAGUGCAAUGAUAACCGAUCUAUACAAGUGCCUCUUUUUAUUCACAUUAACAAACAGUGCAGAAACAAAGACUAGACAUUAACAAAUCUACAGGAAACAUGCAACAGAAAAAUAUUAAGCUUUAUGUUUGAGCCACAGACUACGGUCUUCUUCAACCGUUAAAAUAAAUUCAAACAGGAAAAAAAAAAAAA